CACACGUUGCGCUUCUCGUUUCUCACUUGUCGAGGCAAAAUGUCGGUGCUCAGCUGUUUGCGUUCGGGCUCUUCUGCUCUGAAAAAUGCCUCGAAUGCGGGAAAAUGCAUGACGAUAGUGAAGCGAGAGAUGGGCAGUCAAGGCCCAGCGAAGAUGUUUAUUACACCAUCCCGUUGGCAGUGGCACAAGUUCAAGGACAUGUUCCACUUCUAUGUCAUGCUUGGACUCAUCCCUGUUGGACUGAUUGUUUUUGCUUCGAAUGUGUUCAUUGGUCCAGCAAAGCUUUCUCCAAUCCCUGAAGACUACACCCCAAAGCACUGGGAAUAUUAUUCGCACCCAAUAUCACGCUUCCUAGCAAGAUAUUUGUAUACCAGCCAUCAGCAGGAUUAUGAAAAGUAUCUUCACUUCAUGUAUGAGGAAAAUGAGAAGAAGCAAAUGAG
This is a messenger RNA of Penaeus vannamei (Pacific white shrimp), 440 nucleotides long. It is a transcript of the gene ND-SGDH, whose product is annotated as NADH dehydrogenase (ubiquinone) SGDH subunit. Lineage: Eukaryota; Metazoa; Arthropoda; Malacostraca; Decapoda; Penaeidae. The record is from RefSeq and is a predicted model, not a curated record.